AUGUCUAUUAUGUAUCUAACCACCAUUAGUUUUAGUUUUAUCAUUCAAACAGCGGAACAAGAAAUGAAUGAGAAGAAGAAGGCAUUUAAGAAUCUUCAACUUAAACUACAAUCUGCAGACGAAGCUCAUAUUGAAGCGAAGAAAUCGUUACAAGGUAGAAAACAUGAAAAAGCAAUUUGA
Messenger RNA from Clunio marinus, 180 nucleotides. Lineage: Eukaryota; Metazoa; Arthropoda; Insecta; Diptera; Chironomidae. The record is from the annotation of a GenBank genome assembly.